ACACAUCGUCAGAGCCGCCAGCUUCAGAAGCGUCCCCACGAAUACUACGACGCCAGAAACGCGCAAUUCUCCACACGCGUAUCCAACGGACAAACACACCAGUUCUGUGCAUCGACAGCGUUAGUGUCGAUCGAGAUUCAAACCGGUGUGGACGUGAAGUGAACCUCCCGAGAAAAGUGACAAAAUAAAGAUAUACUUGAUAUAUAUCUUGCUCUGACAAAAAAAAUCAUACGCAAUAUUGCGUUUUUCAUUGGUUAUUCUUCGAUUGUUGUGUACUGCAGUGGGGAUAUAAACAGCCGUCGAGCUGAAAUAAUUCACCCCGAGAGAGGAGUGACAAAAUAAGUUGAAUUCGACCCAUUCGAGCGGAUCCCUAAAGAUCCAAUUAAAAGCAUCGCAAAAAUGGGGCUAAACUGUGGCAUGUCAACGAUCAAAUAUCUGCUGUUCGUGUUCAACCUGUUGUGCUCGCUAUGCGGUAUAGCAUUGGUUGCAAUUGGCGGCGUAUCGAUGGCGAAGAUAAGUGAACUUCCGGAUCUUAGCGAAGAGCACAAUAUCAAGGCUCCAGCGAUUAUGUUUAUCGUUCUCGGUUCCAUCAUUUUCAUCAUUGGCUUCUUUGGAUGUUGCGGUGCUAUCCGUAAAAACCACUGCAUGAUUUCGACCUAUGCGUUCUUCUUAUUUAUGCUGAUCGUUGCUCAAAUCGUCAUUGCGGCCCUGGUGUUCGUCUAUGUUGGAGAUGUCCGCGAAGCCUUCAUUAAGGGUUUCGGCAAAUUGUUUGAUGAGCGCGACAAUCCAGCAAACCGCCAACUGAUCGACACUAUUCAGGCCAAUCUCCAAUGUUGCGGCAAAACCUCUGCCUUUGAUUGGAUCGGUAAUAUGCCGCAAUCGUGCUGCAGAACAGGCACAGCUCCACUUUGCGCUCCGUACAUAACCGGCUGUAAGGCAAGUCUGGCCGAUUUCAUUGACAAUUCCGGAGACAUUCUUGCAUGGGUUUCACUAGGUGUCGCUGCCGUUGAAUUGAUCGGACUGAUCGCUGCCUGCUGUCUGUCCAACGCUAUUCGCAACGAGUCUAGAAGAUACGCUUAAGCUUGUCACUGUUGUCGCUUGGUACGGAGUGUAAUGUUCAAUACCAUAUAAUCCACUGGAGGAGGAUGAUAAUAUUGUCGAGAAUCUGAAAUCAACCAUCAUCGUUUUCGUGAAAAGUUCAAUUCAUCUGAAAUUGCUCUCACUUUCAAUCGUUAUUUUUACUGUUAAGUUUUUGAGGCGGAUACCGAUACGUUGCGCAGUAACAAGCGUACGGAGAGAACCAUCUAUAUGUUUACAUUUGACGUUGUAAAUAUGUUAAUCCAGUCACGUGGAAGCUUAAGCCAAACGUCAAGCAUUGAAUCGAGUUAAUGUUCAUGAACAUUCACGAACGGCGAUUAAAACUUUAAUUUAUAAUCAUUCGAAACUGUAGAUGUUAAGAUACUUUGAACUUGAGGAUAAAUUUGGAUCAGAAUAACAGAAACUCAAAACAAUUCGAAUUAAAUAUAUAAUGUAAAAGUGUU
This is a messenger RNA of Toxorhynchites rutilus septentrionalis, 1541 nucleotides long. Its product is annotated as 23 kDa integral membrane protein-like. The transcript is spliced from 5 exons. Bases 400 to 1080 code for a protein of 226 amino acids. Gene Ontology annotation, cellular component: membrane. The record is from RefSeq and is a predicted model, not a curated record. Lineage: Eukaryota; Metazoa; Arthropoda; Insecta; Diptera; Culicidae.